AUGUUGAAGGCUUUUCGGCCCCGACGACAACCUGCUGUCCAAUCGCAUUCUCUCACAGCUCAAGCUAAUACACAGCUGACCGAUGGUGCUACUGUGUCUUCCUGCGUUACCACAGUGUCUGCAGACCGUAUUUUUCAUGCAAUUCUCCCAGUGAAGAUCCACCAGAAAGGUAGUAGCACUGUUAUGAAUGCAUACUGUUUUUAUGAUAAUGGAAGUAGUGGUUGUUUUAUUACAGAAGGAUUAUUCCGCCAACUUGAUGCCUCGGGUGUAACUACUCGUCUCCAGCUUAAGACUAUGUCUGGAAGCAGCUGUUUUCAAAGCAGUGCGGUGGAAAAUCUGGUGAUUACAGAUAGUAAUGGUGAUAAUGCCAUUGAACUGCCACGAACUUUCACAAGAGAUGAUAUUCCAAUCACCAAAGAUCAGAUACCUACGCCAGAUAUCGUCAGAAGGUGGGAUCACCUCAAAAGUGUUGCUCAGGAAAUACCAGAAUUGCAAGAAAAUGUGGACUUGGCUAUCUUGAUUGGAAACAAUUGCCCACUAGCCUUGGAGCCGCUUGGAGCAAUACCUUCUUCAAAUGGAGGCCCGUAUGCAGUGUUACUUAGACACGGUUGGACAGUACAUGGACCGUUAACCGCUGAUACUAGGGACCACAUUACAUGCAAUCGUAUACAGGUGGAGGAAGUCCACAAGGAGAUAAUGUCCCCGGCUACUGCAAUGCACAUGAUGGAGCUUGAUUUUUGUGAGCAUAAGCCAUCAUAUCCUGAUGAGAAAGGAAUGUCACCAGAGGACAAACGUUUCUUACAGAUUGCAGAAGACGGUGUUGUUUUUGAGAAUGGUCAUUAUACUUUGCCCUUACCUUUCAGAUCCAGUGAAGUGUCACUUCCUAAUAACCGAUCACAAGCAGUACAGAGGGCAUUGUGGCAAAAGAGGAAGAUGAUGAAAAACGAAACUUACCGUGCAGAUUACGUAGCAUUUGUUUCAAAUAUUUUGGAGCGUGGUUAUGCAGAGCGUGUUCCUCUUUAUGAUGUCUCAGCACAGGGCCAAGUAUGGUACUUACCUCAUCACGGUAUAUACAAUCCAAACAAACCGGGGAAAAUUAGAGUAGUGUUUGAUGCAAGUGCCAAGUUUCAAGGGACAAGCCUGAAUGAUCACUUAUUACAAGGACCGGAUCUGGCCAACAACUUGGUGGGAGUUCUUUGUAGGUUCCGUCAGCAUCAAACCGCAUUCACUGCCGAUAUAGAAUCCAUGUUUUUUCAGGUCCGUGUUCCAGUAGAACAGAGAAGUUUUAUGAGAUUCAUGUGGUGGGAAAACGGUGACUUGAGCAGCGACUUGCAAGAAUAUNAACCGCAUUCAUUGCCGAUAUAG
Messenger RNA from Lingula anatina, 1365 nucleotides. RefSeq lists its product as uncharacterized. The record is from RefSeq and is a predicted model, not a curated record. Lineage: Eukaryota; Metazoa; Brachiopoda; Lingulata; Lingulida; Lingulidae.